AGUACCCGGUCAGCAGGGUUAGUUUAGGGUGAUCAGAUUAUACCUAACUUCAGUUUUCUCUUUCCUGGCCCUUAAAGGGUUUGUUGACCAAGCAAGCACCUUGUGCUGCGUUUAGAUGUCUCCUCCCGCUUUCUCCAGCCCUUCAUCCCUUCUAAGUCAAAGUCAGACGCUGGGACCGCAAGUCUGGUAAAGCCGUAGAUGUGGCUGCCGGAUUGGCGUCUAGUAGUGGGUUCUCGGGCUUGGGAAGGUGUUUAAGCAAAGGCUGAAAUUUGGUGGUGAUGGAGUACAAGUGAUUCCUACACUGGGUGGUGUAAUAAAUAGCUUUCAAAAUCAUUUUCUACCCCUGAAAAGUACGUGGAUGCUGCAGUAGGAUCUGGCCAGAGACAUCCUCCAGCAAAGACCCAAUCGCAACUUCCCACUCAAAACUAAAAAUAGGGAGAGUGUGGGUCAGUUUUCAAAAUCUGUGGCGUCACCGUCACGGAGAUAAACCUACAAAUGCUUCGGCCCAAUCAACGUGACUGCCUCGGUACUUCUGGUUCUCACGCUAUUGACUUUUGUCCUCUGGAGCACACAUGCUCUCACCGCUGCUAAGACAGUUUCGGUUCCAAAUAAAAGCAUGUUCCACAUCAGACACCCAUAAUCAAGAAAAAUUUGCCAAAUAAAUCAUCGUAGAAACGCUAGUUUGGGCCUGGAAAUUUCCAGGAGCAAGAGUCAAGAUUAGUCACUCCAUAACGAUCUGGAGGAGACUGCUUUUCUCAGACAUUUGAGAGUGGUGAAGUGCUGGCCGAAGGGUUUUUGAAGAGACCGCCCUCCGCCUUGGCCUGAGUCCUGGUAACCGGUCGGAGUGACUGAAAGCCAUGGAAGCAGCUCAAAAAGAGGAAAUCAGUGUUGAAGAUGAAGCUGUGGAUAAAAGUAUUUUCAGAGACUGCAGCAAGAUUGCUUUCUACAGGCGUCAGAAACAGAAUCUCUCCAAAAAAUCCAUCUAUCAGGUAUUAGUAGACUCAGUCACAACAAGUGAAGAUGGCACCAGGUUCAAAAUCAUCAAUGAAGCAACUAAGGUUCCUCUCCUGGCUGAAGUUUAUGGUAUAGAGGGAAACAUUUUCAGGCUUAAAAUUAAUGAGGAGACUCCCCUGAAACCCAGGUAUGAAGUUCCUGAUGUCCUCACAAGCAAGCCAGGCAUUAUAAGACUGAAUUCAUGCUCUGGGGAUACAGGAAAUCUAGUAUUGACAGCCGGAAAAGGAGACCUGAAGUGUCACAUCACAGCAAAUCCAUUCAAGGUAGACCUAGUGUCUGAAGAAGACACUGUGUUGAGCAUCAAUUCCCAGAGUCAGUUGUACUUUGAGCACCUGCAAAUUCGUCAUAAACAAAGAGCUGCUAAAGAAAAUGAGAAGGAUGCAUCAAUUGACACCUCUCAGGAAAAUCAAGAGAAUCUAGGCCUGUGGGAAGAGAAAUGUGGAAAUUUUGUGGAUGUCAAAGCUAAUGGUCCAACCUCCAUUGGUUUGGAUUUCUCCUUGCAUGGAUUUGAGCAUCUAUAUGGGAUCCCACAGCAUGCAGAAUCACACCAACUUAAAAAUACUGGUGAUGGAGAUGCUUACCGUCUUUAUAACCUGGAUGUCUAUGGAUAUAAAAUACAUGACAAAAUGGGCAUUUAUGGUUCAAUACCUUAUCUCCUGGCCCACAAACUGGGCAGGACUAUAGGCAUUUUCUGGCUGAAUGCCUCAGAAACACUAGUGGAAAUCAAUACAGAGCCUGCAGUAGAGUAUUCACAGACCCAGAUGGGUUCAGUGGCUGCUAAGCAAAAGGUCAGAUCUCGAACUCACGUCCACUGGAUGUCAGAGAGUGGAAUCAUUGAUGUUUUUCUGCUGACAGGACCUACACCUUCUGACAUCUUCAAGCAGUACUCUCACCUUACAGGCGCCCAAGCCAUGCCCCCUCUCUUUUCCCUGGGGUACCAUCAGUGCCGCUGGAACUAUGAAGACGAGCAGGAUGUGAAAGCAGUGGAUGCAGGAUUUGAUGAGCAUGAUAUUCCUUACGAUGUCAUGUGGUUGGACAUAGAGCACACCGAGGGGAAGAGGUACUUUACCUGGGACAAAGAAAGAUUCCCAAACCCCAAAAGGAUGCAAGAGCUGCUCAGGAGCAAAGGACGCAAGCUUGUGGUCAUCAGUGACCCCCACAUCAAAAUUGAUCCUGACUACUCAGUGUAUGCUAAGGCCAAAGAACAGGGGUUCUUUGUGAGGAGCCGUGAAGGGGGAGACUUUGAAGGCGUGUGCUGGCCUGGUCUCUCCUCUUACCUGGAUUUCACCAAUCCCAAGGUCAGAGAGUGGUAUUCAAGUCUUUUUGCUUUUCCUGCUUAUCAGGGAUCUACAGACAUACUCUUCAUAUGGAAUGACAUGAAUGAGCCCUCUGUCUUUAGAGGGCCAGAGCAAACCAUGCAGAAGGAUGCCGUUCAUCAUGGCAACUGGGAGCACAGAGAACUUCAUAAUAUCUAUGGUUUUUAUCAGCAAAUGGCUACUGCGGAAGGACUGAUAAAACGAUCUAAAGGGAAGGAAAGACCCUUUGUUCUAACACGUUCUUUCUUUGCUGGAUCACAAAAAUACGGUGCUGUAUGGACAGGUGACAACGUAGCGGAGUGGAGUUACCUGAAAAUUUCCAUCCCAAUGUUACUCACUCUCAGCAUUGCCGGGAUCUCUUUUUGCGGAGCGGAUGUAGGUGGUUUCGUUGGGAAUCCAGAGACAGAGCUGCUAGUACGUUGGUACCAAACCGGAGCCUACCAGCCCUUUUUCCGAGGUCACGCCACCAUGAAUACCAAGCGGCGGGAACCCUGGCUGUUUGGGAAGGAACACACCCAGCUCAUCCGUGAAGCCAUAAGAGAGCGCUAUGCCCUCCUGCCCUAUUGGUAUUCUCUGUUCUACCAGGCACACGUGACUUCCCAACCUGUCAUGAGGCCUCUGUGGAUAGAGUUCCCUGAUGAAUUAGAAACUUUUGGUAUAGAAGAUGAAUACAUGCUGGGAAGUGCUUUAUUGGUUCAUCCGGUCACAGAACCGAAAGUCACCACAGUUGAUGUAUUUCUGCCAGGAUCAAAUGAGGUCUGGUAUGACUUGAAGACAUUUGCUCAUUGGGAAGGAGGAUGUACUGUGAAGAUCCCAGUAGCCUUGGACACUAUACCAGUGUUUCAGCGAGGUGGAACUAUAGUGCCAGUGAAGACAACUGUAGGAAAAUCCACAGGCUGGAUGGCUGAUUCCCCUUAUGGACUCCGGGUUGCUCUAUGCACUAAGGCUUCUGCAAUGGGUGAGUUAUAUCUUGAUGAUGGUCACUCAUUUCAGUAUCUCCACCAGAAGCAAUUCUUACACAGGAAGUUUUCAUUCUGUUCCAGUGUUUUGAUCAACAGUUCUGCUAACCAGAGGGGUCAUUACCCCAGCAGGUGUGUGGUGGACAAGAUCUUGGUCUUAGGCCUCAGGAAGGAGCCAUCUUCUGUGACCACCCACUUAUCUGAUGGUAAAGAUCAGCCUGUGGCUUUUACAUAUUGUACCAGAACCUCCACCCUGCACCUGGACAAGCUCUCACUGCACAUUGGCACCGACUGGGAGGUCCAUUUCAAGUAACCAAGAAGCGCCCCUGGUCUUCUGAGCUGAGAGCUGCCUGCACCUUUCUAGUCUUCCCUUAGGCUUUUCUGAGAUUUGUACUGCAAUAUAAUUGACUUCCUGAGCUCAAAAUCUUUCACUGGUUACC
Messenger RNA from Otolemur garnettii (small-eared galago), 3729 nucleotides. It is a transcript of the gene GANC, whose product is annotated as glucosidase alpha, neutral C. The coding region runs from base 858 to 3602 and encodes 914 amino acids. Gene Ontology annotation, biological process: N-glycan processing; carbohydrate metabolic process. The transcript is spliced from 24 exons. NCBI's taxonomy places the organism in Eukaryota, Metazoa, Chordata, Mammalia, Primates, Galagidae. Gene Ontology annotation, molecular function: carbohydrate binding; alpha-1,4-glucosidase activity. The record is from RefSeq and is a predicted model, not a curated record.